This is a messenger RNA of Pistacia vera, 4702 nucleotides long. Its product is annotated as disease resistance-like protein DSC1. Gene Ontology annotation, molecular function: ADP binding. Lineage: Eukaryota; Viridiplantae; Streptophyta; Magnoliopsida; Sapindales; Anacardiaceae. Gene Ontology annotation, biological process: signal transduction; defense response. Bases 339 to 3764 code for a protein of 1141 amino acids. The transcript is spliced from 6 exons. The record is from RefSeq and is a predicted model, not a curated record.
GAUAGGUUGUUGGCAGAGUCAGAAAAAACUCCUUAUAUUGCAGCCAAAUUAAGUAGAGCUGAAAUUAAGAAAGUUAGGUGGGGAGCAAAUACGUAGAAGGUUCAAGGAAGUUGCUUAUCCGAUAGCAAUCAUACGCCUCCUGUUGAUAUGUUUUUCUACUUUUAUUUUUCUUGAGAAGGCUUCGUUCUAAUCUUCUUCUUCCACUAUUUCUCUAGUAUUGAAGCAGUCUGACGUUUUCAUUAGUUGUAGAGGUAGCAAGAAAGGGGAAAAACAUAGAAGAAGAGAAAUAGGAGAAAACAAAGUUUGGCUAAUUUAUAAUAGUCUAUAUAUGAAGUAGGAUGGCUUCUUCUUCUUCAUCCAUCACUGUUGGAGAAAAGAAGUAUGAUGUAUUUCUUAGUUUCCGUGGCGAAGACACUCGCAGCACAUUUACCAGCACUUUACAUGGAGUUUUGAACAGUUUUGGUAUAAAUGUUUUCAUUGAUUAUGAGCUUAACAGAGGAGAGAACAUUUCGCCAUCUCUCGAGAAUGCAAUUGAAGAAUCAAAGAUUUCAGUUAUUAUUUUUUCAGAAGGUUAUGCCUCUUCAAGAUGGUGUCUUGAAGAACUUGUGAAGAUAUUGGAGUGCAAGAAAACGCAAAAAGAGGUGGUAAUACCCGUUUUCUAUCACAUAGAUCCAUCGCAUGUGAGGAAUCAAACGGGAACUUUUGGGGAUGGAUUGGCUAAGCUUGUAGAAAGCUUUAACAAGGAGAAGUUAAAGAAGCUUCAAAUCACAGAAGAACAAUUGAAAGAUAAGGUGCAGAAAUGGAGGAAUGCUUUGACAGAAGCAGCUAAUCUAUCUGGCUGGACAUCACAAGAAGAACCGCAUGAUUAUCCGCUUGCACAGAAAGUAUGUAAGGAUAUUUUGGAGACAUUAAAUAUCAUGGCCCCAUGUGUUAACAAGAACUUGGUAGGAAUAGAACCAAUCAUUCUCAAAAUUGAAGAUUUGAUGAGAAUUGGGUUGAGAAAGGUUCUCGUUGUAGGAAUUUGGGGAAUGCGUGGUAUAGGCAAGACAACUAUCGCAAUUAGUGUAUUCAACAAAAUAAGGUGUCACUUUGAUGGUUCUUAUUUUGCUCGAAAUGUUUGGGAAGAAUCAUUGAGUCCUAAUGGGCUAAGUCAAAUCCGACAAGAACUUCUUUCUACGAUAUUAAGGCAAUCUGAUUUCGUUAUGAAUUCUAGCUUCACAAAAAAAAGGCUUGGUCGAAAAAAAGUUCUUAUUGUUUUUGAUGAUGUGACGAGUUUAAGCGAAGUAGAAUAUUUAAUCGAAGAUAUCAAUUGCUUGGCUCCUAAAAGUCGAAUCAUUAUAACAACAACAGACAAACAAGUGCUUUACAAUUGUGGAGUGGAUGACAAUAAUGUAUACAAGAUGGAGGGGUUAUCUCAUAAUGAAGCCCUUCAACUUUUCAGCUGGUAUGCAUUUCGACAAAAUCGUCCAAGCUUAGAUUAUGGUGACUUGUCAAACAGGGUAAUAGAAUAUGCUAAAGGUGUUCCAUUAGCUCUUAAAGUGUUAGGUUGCUAUUUACUUGGCAAACCAAAACAAUUUUGGGAAAAUGCAAUAAAUAAAUUAAAAAUAAUUCCUCACGAGGAUAUUCACAAGAUACUAAAAAUAAGUUAUGAUGGACUAAAUGAUGAUCAGCAAAAUAUAUUUUUAGAUAUUGCAUGUUUCCUUAAAUGGGAGAAUAAAGAUUUUGUGAUAGACUUCUUGGAUGCUUGUGACUUCGAGGCUGAUAUAGGACUAAGUGUUCUCAUUGACAAGUGUCUUAUAAUCAUAUCAGAAGAUAACAAGAUAACAAUGCAUGAUUUACUUCAAGAAAUGGGAUGGGAAAUUGUUCGACAAGAAUCCACGAAAGACCCUGGUAAACGCAGUCGUUUAUGGUAUCAUAAAGAUAUCCAUAAUGUAUUGGAAAAAAAUAAGAUUUCUUAUGCAAUCGAAGGCAUAUGUUUAGACAUGUCUAAACGAGAAGAGAUUAUAUACUUACCACCUAAUGCCCUACGAAGAAUGCAUCAACUCAGAUUUUUUAAACUACAUAACUCACAGUAUGAAGAGAAUAAUAUCAAUAAGGUGCAUCUUUCCCAAGGGCUCAAUUCUAUUUCCACUGAGCUAAGAUACAUCGGUUGGCAUGGAUGUCCGUUGAAAUCAUUGCAGUCAAAUUUUUGGCCAAGGUACCUUGUUGCACUUGACAUGCCUUAUAGCAAUAUUGAACAACUUUGGUCUGGUGUGCAGCUUCAUAAUCUCAAGCAUAUUGAUCUUAGUUACUCUAAAUAUCUGAAGGUCCAAGAUCUCUCACUGGCCCCAAAUCUUAAAAAUUUGAUUCUACAAGGUUGUACAAGUUUAUAUGAGAUUUCCUCAUCUAUUCAUGGUCUCAAUUAUAAGUUUCUUAUCUUAAAUCUAAAGCACUGUAAAAGCCUUAGUAGUCUCCCAACAGGCAUUAGUCUAAAAUCUCUUAUAAAAGUUAUCUUUUCCGGCUGCUCAAAUCUUAAGAAGUUUCCACAGAUCUCAUGGAAUAUAAAAUGGUUAUAUUUAGAUGAAACUGCAAUAGAGGAGUUACCGUUGUCAAUAAAGAAUUUAUCCGGACUAGUUGUACUGAAUCUUAAAGAUUGCUCGAUGCUUGAGAGGCUCCCAAGCGACAUCUGCAAGUUGAAAUCUCUGAAACAUCUCAAUCUCUCAGGGUGUUUAAAACUUCACGGAUUACCUGAUGAAUUAGGAAAUUUAGAAUCUUUGACGGUGCUCAGAGCAGAGAGGGUCGCUACAAGAGAAGUACCAACAUCCAUUCUAAAUUUGCGCUGUCUAGAAGAACUAGAUUUGACCAACUGUUGUAUUAAGGAGUUGCUGGAUAAUCUUGGUCAGUUAUCCUCACUAAAACGUUUACUUCUUGGCAGAAACUUCUUUCAGAGCAUUCCAGAAAGCAUUGUGGAGCUGUCAAAAUUAUCUUAUCUUGACUUAAGCUAUUGCGAGAGGCUUCAAAUCCUACCCAAGCUUCCAAGUAAAUUAGCAAUUAUAAAUGCACACAAUUGCACAGCAUUGAGAGGAUUAACAAUUUUGUCAUCUCCAUUCGGCAGACGUUUUCCUCAAUGCGUUAGUUUCAACUUCGGCAAUUGUUUCAAACUGGAUCAAAAUGCUUGCAGUAAAACUAUUGAAGAUAUUUUACUGAAAAGACGCUUUACUCGGGAAAAGGCACCUCCUUCAGAUAGUGGUUGUAUCUGUUUCCCUGGAAGUGAAAUUCCGGGGUGGCUUAUCUGUCAAAGUGUAGGAUCUAUUAUAACCUUGGAGCAACCAAAAAGUCCUUACUUUGAUGACACCGGUGCUCUUUUUUUCGGCGUUGUUGUGGAGUUUCGAAACUUCCAUAAUAAAAGCCAAGGUCUGGAAGUUGGCUGUGAAUGUAUGCUCACAAGUAAAGAUGGUGAAACGGAAUCCUUCCAUGUCAGUUUAAGGUUUUGGAAUUGUGGCACUAGACCUGACUAUGUGGACUCAGAUCAUGUAUUCCUGGGAUAUGGUCCUGCUACCGAGUUGUCCAAGUCACUUUGGCAAAAUAUUUUCCAUAAAAAAUAUUGUGAAAUGACCAUCCGAUUUUAUGUUGAGGAUUUAAUUCCUGGAAGAGUAGAUUUUUACCCCGUGAAGAAGUGUGGAGUUUGGUGUCCGAACUUACAGUUAAUGACAAGGGAAGAGAAACCUGAGUCCAAGAGAUUGAAAGGUUCAAGUUUCUAUGGUGGAGAAUCCAGCUCAUGGUAAACAAGAUGCUUAGUUUCCUUUUCCUUUAUAUCACCUCAAAGUAAAUAAAGUAAUGUCAAUCUUUUUAAGAAUUCAUUUUGCUUGGUUAUUGAGAAAUUUAUAUUGAAUAGAAUAGCUAUACUACCUUUUAUAUAUAUAUAUAUAUAUAUAUAUAUAUAUUCACUACCAUAAUAUCAUUUGCUUUUACUUGUUUGGUUUUUACGACUUCUUUAUCAUCUCGUCAAAAAUUGUUUGACGGCGAUGACAAAUUGUGUAGUCUGGAUUUGUUUGUUAUUAUUCUCUUUUCACCUGCAACCGAAAUGACACUGUUGUGUACCCUCUUAAGGUAAAACACAAGUUUUCUCUUGCUUUAAAAUGUUAGCAUCCACUUUUGGCAACAAGAAACCGAAGAUAGCAAUUUUCACGAACGGUUAUGUUUGUGGAAAAAGGCUGAAUUGGUUUUCUCAAGAUUCAUUCUAUUUUCUUACUAACUUCCUAUUAAUGUUAAAAUUGUUUAUUGAGUUUGAUUUUUUUUAUGCCGUACACAAUGGGGAAGAUGAUGAAUUGGAAUUGGCGAAGUAGAGGCUCAGCAUUUUGGUUCUGACGAUGUUCAGAGGGAAAAUACUUAAAAACCUUCUGGUGAGGUGUUCCUGCAGAUACAGAAAACAUUCGGAGAUCUACCGAAUUAACUCCUUUAAUUCUGGUGAAGGGAGUGCUAAAACUUGCAAUAUUGGUCCAAAAAUAGCUGGGAAAAGCAUUCAGCUUUAAUAAGACUACCCGAGUUCAUUUGUUAAGAGUUUGAUUAGACUUUGAUUCAGUUAAUUGUCAAACCCAGAGGAAGUUUGAUAUUAGACUUUGGGGUGUGAUCAAGCUGAAUUAAUUCUUACUUGUAGACUUUUCUUUUCUUUUCUUUGAUCGUAAUGUCUUUCCCAAAAGCCACGCAGGUUUCAUUUCCUUCA